Messenger RNA from Salvia miltiorrhiza (redroot sage), 2281 nucleotides. RefSeq names its product nuclear transcription factor Y subunit A-7-like. The coding region runs from base 927 to 1826 and encodes 299 amino acids. Gene Ontology annotation, molecular function: DNA-binding transcription factor activity, RNA polymerase II-specific; RNA polymerase II cis-regulatory region sequence-specific DNA binding. NCBI's taxonomy places the organism in Eukaryota, Viridiplantae, Streptophyta, Magnoliopsida, Lamiales, Lamiaceae. Gene Ontology annotation, biological process: regulation of transcription by RNA polymerase II. The record is from RefSeq and is a predicted model, not a curated record. The transcript is spliced from 6 exons. Gene Ontology annotation, cellular component: CCAAT-binding factor complex.
ACGUGUGUACAAAGGGGCAGUUUUUUUGAUUUUGUCUUUACCUCUGUGUGUGUGUGUUUUUUUCUUUUAUUUUCUCUGUUUCUCUCCUUGUAAUGGAUCAAUUGUCUAGUUUUGGGCAAUAUGAUUUCGUAGAGUUGAGGUUUCCAUGUUUGGUUUUAGUAUGUUUGAGUAAAGUUCUAAUUUUUUCUUCUGAAUUUCUAUUUGGUGUUUGCAGUUGAAAUUUUGUUGAGAAGCAAUGCGGUUUUUUCUUUUAUUUGAUGAAUUUUCUUGCAUUUUGAGCUGCUGUAAACUCAAGAUUUUGGGGAUUUCUCUUGUUGAUGAAGUGGUGAAAGAGUAAACACUAAUAAAAUAAAUUGAAAUUAGGCUAGAUUUUAUCAAGAUUUGAGUGCUUUGCUUUUGGAACUAGAAAUUCUUGAAGUUCACUAGUUAAUUAUUCACUAAAUCACACUUGAAAACCUAAGGGCUGUCUCCCUCAAUUAGGAUUCUUGAAUUGCUGUAUUUUUAGUGUGUUUUUGAGGCAGUCUGCAUUCAUGUUUUUUGAUAGAAUCAAUGGCUUUCUUCUCUUUAAACCAGGUAAAGAUUUAACUUAUCAUUUAUCACUUAGGCUAGAUUUUGUCAAGAUUUGAGUGCUUUGCUUUUGGAGCUAGAAAUUCUUGAAGUUCACUAGUUAAUUAUUCACUAAAUCACACUUGAAAACCUGUUUGCUGCAGUGUGUUAGCUGAAGGGCUUUCUCCCUCAAUUGGGACUCAUGAAUUGCUAUAUUUUAGUGUGUUUUUUGAGGCAAUCUGCAUUCAUCUUUUUCUGAUGGAAUCAAUGGCUUUCUUCUCUUUAAACCAGGUAAAGAUUUAACCAGUUUGUGUAGCUGUUGAUCAAAUCUUUCGUCUUAUCACUUAGCAGCAAGAAAAGAGCAGAAAAAGGUUUGUGGGAUGCGAAGCUUAUCCAUGAAAGAUUCUGACCGAACCUCUGCUGACUCGUUUCCAACGUUGUUUGGCAGCCGUAUGCCUAUGUGGUUCUCUGCCAAGCAGCCCGAGAUACCCGUCUCCAAGAGCGUGGCCACGGAGCUGGAAGCCACAAAAGAGCACGAUUUUUACCAUCUCAAGCUGUCCGACUCUCACUACCAAGAACAAGAUUCUUCCUCAACUCUGUCCACGGAUCAGUCUCAUUCUCAUCAUGAAGGAUCCACCUCAGCUGGAAGCGACGUUCAGAUGAAGAACGUGUCGUUCCAGCCCGAGUAUCCGAGCCAUCAUCAAGUUCAGAUGGAACACAAUCAAUCAUCGGAUUGGGCGUCUUACUCCAUGGCUGCGGCUGCACCUUAUUUUGGAGGCAGGAUGACAGCUGCAUAUGAUCCAAAUGCUGCUAUUUAUCCUCAAAUGGCGGGGGUCGGACAGGCAAGGGCCGUGCUACCUCUGGAUCACAAUCAAGGCAUCCCCAUGUUCGUCAACGCAAAGCAAUACCAUGCCAUUCUCAGGCGUCGUCAAACCAGAGCUAAGCUCGAGGCUCAGAAUAAGGUGGCAAGAACAAGAAAGCCAUAUCUCCACGAGUCUCGCCACCACCACGCUCUGAGGAGAGCUCGGGGUUCGGGAGGGCGUUUCUUGAACACGAAGAAGUCGGACCCCACGGCUCAAGAAUCCGAGGUCCAGCACUCCGAGGGCAGCAGCAGCUGGGACACGUCCACCACAUCUGGAUCUGAUGUCUCCUACAUAUUCAACAACGGCGACUUCUUCCAACAACCGCGCAUGGGGACACAAUCGCAUAUGGCGGCACGCAACGACAUGCUCCUGUUAUCCAUGGACAGAUGCGGGGCGCAAAUCCGCUCUACGACGUGAUUGCGCCGCUCCCUUUGUAAGUGAUAAACCUGCCUAAAAUCACAAUGUAACCCAAGACUCCCGACCCUUUUGAAAAAUGAUAUUAAGGAGAAGCUGAGAAGGGAAACUCGAUCCAAUGCAGUAUUAAGAGCAUCCACAGUGGGUCACGUUGAGUAGGCCUGCUUAUUUGGAUAUCGAAUAUCGGUUAUUUCCGAACCGAACCGAAAUCCGCCGGUUAUCAGGUAAUCGAUAUCCGAUAUUUGGUUAAAUGAUACGGUUAUGGGUAUGACUUUUGAGAUUUUUUGGUUAUUGGGCAUACUCGAUAACCGAUAGGGUAUACCCGAUUAACCGAUUUAUUUAGUUUUAGAAUUAUAAAAUAUAAUUUUAUAUUUAAUUUGAUAUCUCUAUUAUAUAAUUGUAGAAACAUUACCCGAAAGGAAAGCUAUCACCUAUCAACUUAUUUUUUAUUGUUAUCA